This is a messenger RNA of Polypterus senegalus (gray bichir), 735 nucleotides long. RefSeq lists its product as uncharacterized. The coding region runs from base 1 to 735 and encodes 244 amino acids. The record is from RefSeq and is a predicted model, not a curated record. The transcript is spliced from 2 exons. Lineage: Eukaryota; Metazoa; Chordata; Cladistia; Polypteriformes; Polypteridae.
AUGGACGCCACCACGCGAUGGAAUUCAUCAUUGGAUAUGCUGGUUCGUUACCUGGAGCAGCAGACUGCUAUAGCAGCAACGCUCACCAGUCCAGAAAUAAGACAAAAUGCCCGAAACAUUGACACACUGGAUACCUGCGACAUUGUCAAUGCCGAAUUUCUUGUGAAGCUGCUGAAUCCUUUAAAGACAGCUACCUCUGUCUUGUGUGAAGAGAAGAGGCCCACAGUGUCACUCAUCGUGCCACUGAAGAACAUGAUAGAACAAAACAUGGCACCAAAUGACAUUGAUUCCCCUACUGUGGCCGACACAAAGAGAGCAAUUCUCAGCAAUAUUUCAGGCAGAUACAGUGGGGAUGUAUACAACUACCUGCUGGAGAGCACUGCGCUGGACCCAAGAUUCCAGUCUCUACCGCAGCUAGACUGCAAUCAGCGUGAGGCAGUCUUUCAGAGGAUACAGAAAAGGGUGGAACAGUUGCAGCAAAACCAGCCCACAGAUGAGAAGAGUAUGGAGCGCAAGGAAGAGGCAUCAGUUCAUUGUUCCACACAUGGGGGCGAGGGGGCUCUUGAAGCUGAAGGCAGAGCUGAGUCAGAAGAGGAACCUGCUUCCAAGAAGACAGCACUUGAGGAUCUGCUAGGGACUCUUUCUCGAAGACAGAACAGCCCAGCAAAGGAAUUGAGAGGGAAACUGAACUUUACAGAAGAGAGGCAUCUAUCCCACUUAGUUGCUGCCCUCUGA